Molecule: messenger RNA, 1092 nt
Organism: Ostreococcus tauri
Lineage: Eukaryota; Viridiplantae; Chlorophyta; Mamiellophyceae; Mamiellales; Bathycoccaceae
Product: tRNA (guanine(26)-N(2))-dimethyltransferase
Exons: 2
Coding region: 1-1092 (363 amino acids)
Biological process (GO): tRNA N2-guanine methylation
Cellular component (GO): nucleus
Molecular function (GO): RNA binding
Source: RefSeq, a predicted model, not a curated record
AUGUCGGAGGUGGGAGACGCGGGGGAUCCGGCGGUGCCGGAGGGGUACGCGGUGAUUCGAGAGGGCGCCGCGCGGGCGCUGCAACGCGCCGAGACGGAUGACGUGUUUUAUAAUAAGCCGCAGGUGGUGAAUCGAGACAUGUCGUUGGCGGUGAUUCGGGAAUUUCAGAGAGUUCGAGCGGAGGAACACGCGAGCGGGACGUCGAGGCGGGAGAAGCGUGGGAAGGGGUCGAUGUGUCUGACGCCCAAGAACGACGGGUUGGUGCGACGGUUACUCGACGAGGAGGACGUCGACGCGAUGUUCAGGACGGCGGAGGAACACAGGGCGUGGGUGGAGACGAUAAUUGCGACGAAUGCGAAGAGCGGUGAGGUUGACGUCGAGACGGAGCGGCCGAAGAAGCCGUUGCGGGACGUGACGAUUUUGGAAGGCAUGUCGGCGACGGGUCUCCGCGCGCUUCGGUACGCGCAGGAAUUGGAGGACGUUGGAUGCGUCGUGGCGAACGAUUUGGAUCCCACAGCCGCGGAAGCCAUCGAGAGAAACAAGGCGUACAACGUUCUGUGUAAUCCGGACAAGGCGGACGCGAUCUCUCGCGUGAUUCCUCACAACGAGGACGUGCGCAUGGUGUGCAUGAAGCACGAGAAGAUGUUCGACGUGGUGGAUUUGGAUCCGUACGGGACGCCAUCGAUCUUGCUCGACAGCGCGGUGACGGCGGUGAAGGAGGGCGGACUACUUUUAGUCACCGCCACCGACAUGGCGGUUCUGUGCGGGAACAACUCCGAGGUUGCCUGGGCCAAGUACCAAUCGUACCCGCUUCGCGCCAAGUACUGUCACGAAGCCGCCGUGCGCAUCCUCCUCGCCGCGGUGGAGAACGCGGCGAUCAAGCACAAACGACACAUCGUCCCCGUGCUCUCCGAGACCAACGAAGUCUUUCUCUAUCGAAAAGAUUUACCCAUGCCCAUCACAUCCAUCAGCUUCGCGCAAGAGCGUGCGCCCGAAGAGAGAGGGUUUAUCAGCGCGUGCACGUGGAAGAGCGACGACUCUGUGCUCAUCGGCGCCAACUCAAACGGCGUCGUUCGCGUGUUUCACGUGUAG